CAUCUACUCUAGUUCCGGCUGUAUAAUGCAACGUUUCCUGGUGCUGGUGGCCGCACUAUUGGCGGCCGGGCCUGAUGUCCAUGCGCAGCAGGACAAGCAGAGCAUCGAUACGGAUAUGCUAAACAAGCUGGUAUUCCCCUCAUCGAUCCACUCGCGCGUCAUUGGCGGUGAGUAUACGACCAUCGAGAAGCUGGGCGGCUAUCUGGUGGCCAUGCGCUACCGCAACGACUUCAUUUGCGGUGGCACUCUACUCGCGAGUCGCAUAGUCCUCACUGCGGCCCACUGCUUCCUUGGGCGCGAAAUUGUGCAAAGGUGGGAGGUGCAGGCGGGCGUCUCGGCACUGACGGAGCACGGCCAGCGCGUGCUAUUGGACGAGUACAUCUCGUCGAGCGGCUUCCGUGAGGACGAUAUGCACAUGGAUGUGGCACUGUGCCGGAUGCAGAGGCCCAUCUGGGGCAAGAAUAUAAUGCAUCUGAAGCUGUGCACGACCCAGCUCUCGGUGGGCCUAGUGCUGACCGUCGCCGGAUGGGGUCUAAUCAAUGCCAAGUCCACAAAUCACCAGACCCUGCUGCGAAAGGUCCAGGUGCCGAUCAUAAACAGGAAACGCUGCAUGGACACCUAUAGGUCCACAGUGAACCUAACGGACAGCAUGUUUUGUGCGGGAGUGCUGGGCAAGAAGGAUGCGUGCACCUUCGAUUCGGGCGGUCCUUUGGUCUACAACAAACAGGUUUGUGGCAUCGUUUCGUUUGGCAUUGGAUGUGCCAGCCCCAAGUAUCCCGGUGUCUACACAGAUGUCAACUUUGUCGGCCCGUUCAUUCAAAGAACCAUGGCGCUCUUGUUAAAUAGAUAGA
Molecule: messenger RNA, 851 nt
Organism: Drosophila obscura
Lineage: Eukaryota; Metazoa; Arthropoda; Insecta; Diptera; Drosophilidae
Product: seminase
Exons: 2
Coding region: 26-850 (274 amino acids)
Biological process (GO): proteolysis
Molecular function (GO): serine-type endopeptidase activity
Source: RefSeq, a predicted model, not a curated record